Molecule: messenger RNA, 2034 nt
Organism: Microthlaspi erraticum
Lineage: Eukaryota; Viridiplantae; Streptophyta; Magnoliopsida; Brassicales; Brassicaceae
Source: the annotation of a GenBank genome assembly
AUGGGGACGGAGAUCCCUAGAUCGGAGGAGAUAUCGGAGGCAUUGUUAUCGGAAUCUGGGAAGACAGCGACGGUUUUAGAUCAAGAUGAGCAUAUUCCUGAGUGGAAGGAGCAGAUAACGAUCCGAGGAUUGGCCGUGAGCGCCUUGCUUGGGACUUUGUUCUGCAUCAUUACUCACAAACUUAAUCUGACGGUUGGAAUCAUCCCGUCGCUGAACGUCGCCGCAGGUUUGCUCGGCUUCUUCUUCGUCAAAUCGUGGACCGGUUUCCUGUCGAAGCUCGGGUUCACCGUCAAGCCGUUCACCAAGCAAGAGAACACCGUUAUCCAGACUUGCGUCGUCGCCUGCUACGGCCUCGCCUUUAGCGGAGGAUUUGGAUCAUAUUUGAUUGCUAUGGAUGAGAAGACAUAUAAGCUCAUUGGUGCUGACUAUCCGGGAAACCAUGCGAAAGAUGUUAUAAAUCCAGGGAUUUGGUGGAUGAUUGGGUUUCUGUUCGUAGUCAGCUUCUUGGGGCUAUUCAGUCUCGUUCCACUACGCAAGGUGAUGGUAUUGGACUACAAACUUACCUAUCCCAGUGGGACGGCUACAGCAAUGCUGAUUAACAGCUUCCACACCAAUAGUGGAGCUGAGCUUGCAGGGAACCAGGUCAAAUGUCUUGGAAAAUACCUGAGCCUUAGCUUAGUUUGGAGUUGUUUCAAGUGGUUCUUCAGUGGUGUUGGAGAUGCAUGUGGAUUUGAUAACUUCCCCACCCUUGGUUUGACGCUAUUCAAGAACACGUUUUACUUCGACUUCAGUCCUACUUAUGUUGGAUGCGGUCUUAUAUGCCCCCAUAUAGUGAACUGCUCUGUUCUUCUUGGUGCGAUCAUCUCUUGGGGGUUUCUGUGGCCAUUUGUAUCACAGCACGCUGGGGAUUGGUAUCCAGCCGACCUCGGGUCCAACGAUUUCAAAGGUCUCUACGGAUAUAAGGUCUUUAUCGCCAUUGCCAUUAUCCUUGGUGACGGUCUCUACAAUCUUGUCAAGAUCAUCGCUGUCACUGUGAAGGAAUUAUGCAGCAAUAGCUCUAGACAACACAAUCUACCCAUUUUUACAGACGUUGUAGAUAACAGCGAAGCCUCUGAGAUACUGCUGGUGAAGAAGAAAAGAGAUGAAGUAUUUCUGAAGGACCGUAUACCCCUUGGAUUUGCGGUUUCUGGUUAUGUGGGUCUUGCAGCUAUCUCAACCGCCACAAUCCCGCUUAUAUUCCCACCUUUGAAAUGGUACUUUGUCCUAUGCUCCUACUUUCUCGCCCCUGCUCUUGCCUUUUGCAACUCUUACGGAACCGGGCUGACGGACUGGAGUCUAGCAUCAACCUACGGAAAGAUCGGUCUUUUCAUAAUCGCUUCCGUAGUGGGAAGUGAUGGUGGUGUCAUUGCUGGUUUAGCUGCCUGUGGUGUUAUGAUGUCAAUCGUCUCUACCGCAGCUGAUCUCAUGCAAGACUUCAAAACAGGUUACCUCACUUUAUCAUCAGCAAAAUCCAUGUUUGUGAGUCAGCUAGUGGGUACAGCAAUGGGCUGUAUAAUCGCUCCGCUCACGUUCUGGCUGUUCUGGACUGCUUUCGACAUCGGUGAUCCCAACGGUCCGUACAAAGCACCUUACGCUGUGAUCUUCCGUGAGAUGGCGAUUCUCGGUAUCGAGGGUUUCGCGGAACUGCCUAAGCAUUGCUUGGCUCUUUGUUAUGGGUUUUUCGUUGCGGCUUUGAUUGUGAAUCUCUUGAAAGACAUUACACCGCCUAAGGUCUCUCAGUUUAUCCCGAUCCCGAUGGCGAUGGCUGUCCCGUUCUACAUUGGAGCUUAUUUCGCCAUUGACAUGUUUGUUGGGACUGUGAUACUGUUCGUGUGGGAACGGAUCAACAGGAAAGAUGCAGACGACUUUGCCGGUGCGGUAGCAUCAGGGCUGAUCUGUGGAGACGGGAUCUGGACAAUUCCGUCAGCAAUCCUUUCGAUCUUAAGGGUCAAUCCUCCCAUUUGUAUGUACUUUGGACCGUCCUCGGCAAGGUAA